Solanum tuberosum (potato) is the source of this 420-nucleotide messenger RNA. RefSeq lists its product as uncharacterized. Lineage: Eukaryota; Viridiplantae; Streptophyta; Magnoliopsida; Solanales; Solanaceae. Gene Ontology annotation, molecular function: nucleic acid binding; RNA-DNA hybrid ribonuclease activity. The coding region runs from base 1 to 420 and encodes 139 amino acids. The record is from RefSeq and is a predicted model, not a curated record. The transcript has 2 exons.
AUGCCUACUUUGGAAGAGGUGAAGGAAGUGGUUUUCUCUAUGAAUCCUAAUUCUGCAGCUGGUCCUGAUGGGAUGAAUGGAGGUAUCAUACGGGAUCAGGCUGGAGAAAUGAUACUCUCAUUUGCCACUCCGUUUGGGGGAAGUACUAAUAAUCAAGCUGAAUUAGAAGCAGCGAUCUUCGGGAUGACCUGGUCCUUAGAAUUAGGUCACAGGAAGGUCCUUUUGGAGGUAGAUUCACAGCUUCUAGUGGACUGGAUAUUGCAUAAAGUCAACCCGCAUUGGAGCAUAAACACACAUAUAGAGAAAUUGCAGGCUCUUAUUGAACAAACAGACGAGUUUAAAUGCAAGCACACCUUCAGAGAAGCCAACUUUGUUGCUGAUUCCCUUUCAAAACACAGGCAGACGAUCACGAGCCCCUAA